Opisthocomus hoazin is the source of this 2740-nucleotide messenger RNA. RefSeq names its product chromosome 3 C6orf62 homolog (gene C3H6orf62). The record is from RefSeq and is a predicted model, not a curated record. Lineage: Eukaryota; Metazoa; Chordata; Aves; Opisthocomiformes; Opisthocomidae.
GGAUCGGCAGCCCAGGGAGCGUGAGAGGUGUUGGGGGAUGUAGGGCUCUCCUGCUGGUUAGGAGCCUGGGUUUGGGGUGCUGGUUUGGGUUUUAGUCUCUAGGUGAGAUAAUACUGUCCCUCGAACCCCUGCCUGCCCUUCGUCUGUGGCCAUCAUGAUCCCUCUUCUCUUUGGCAGCAGUCGCCUCGGGGCAGUGAUGUGCCUGAUGAUGAGCAGGAUGAAGUUAGAAAUGACUCCGCUGUUUUUUCUCUUUGCUCCCCUGCAAACCAGCACUGUGUUGUCUGUAGUUGAUUUUGCUGUUGGCAGAGAAAUCUCGUAUCUCUCAGGAUGUGCGCUCUUCCUUUGCGCUCUUUUCUCUGCUCUCCACCAAGUGUAAUAAUUCUAAAGAAAAAGAAAGACGGGCAACAUAACAAUAGUGGAAAGCUCAGAAUAAUAGUGUCAUGGAUCUGGCUGGGGUAAAACGCAAUUUGUAAUUUCAGCUUCUUUUUUUUCUUGUAAGCAGAACAAAAAUACCCCCCCCAUGGAUUGGGUUUGUGCCAGUUGCUCUUUAUCGUACACAUAAAUUGUGAUAAGAUUUGUUGUUGGUUGUUUUUUUUUAUUCUUACCCACUUAUUCCUGCGGCUGAAGGGCUCAAAUUUUUUUCUUCAAAAUUCUUAGGCUUUUUUUCUUGUUUUAUUGUAAGACCUCUUGUCCAGCCAUGGCUGGACGACUACUUACUUUGUUUCUUGACCCCUCCAAUGCGACAUUCUCAUAAAAUACUGCCUGAGGUGUGGUUUUGGGUUACAUUCGCGUUUUAUCUAUUCAGUCGUAUUAGCAGGAAUAAAGCGACUUGUUUCUGUUGUACUUGAGUCUUACGAAAAGGUGCCCAUAGUUUAGCGACAGUUUCCAAAGGCUUUAGUACCACCUGUAUUACAAAAUGGGGGACCCAAACUCCCGGAAGAAACAAGCUCUGAACAGACUUCGUGCUCAGCUUAGAAAGAAAAAAGAAUCUUUAGCUGACCAGUUUGACUUCAAGAUGUACAUUGCCUUUGUGUUCAAAGACAAGAAGAAGAAGUCAGCGCUUUUUGAAGUGUCUGAAGUGAUACCAGUCAUGACCAAUAAUUAUGAAGAAAAUAUCCUGAAAGGUGUGCAGGAUUCCAGCUAUUCUUUGGAAAGUUCCUUAGAGCUUCUGCAGAAGGAUGUAGUACAGCUCCACGCACCCCGCUACCAGUCUAUGCGCAGGGAUGUGAUCGGCUGUACCCAGGAGAUGGACUUCAUUCUUUGGCCUCGUAAUGAUAUUGAGAAGAUAGUCUGUCUCCUGUUCUCUCGGUGGAAGGGAUCUGAUGAACCCUUUAGGCCUGUUCAGGCCAAGUUUGAGUUUCAUCACAGUGACUAUGAAAAACAGUUUCUGCAUGUUCUGAGCCGAAAGGACAAGACUGGAAUUGUUGUCAACAACCCUAACCAGUCUGUGUUUCUCUUCAUUGACAGACAGCACUUGCAGACUCCAAAAAACAAAGCUACAAUCUUCAAGUUAUGCAGCAUCUGCCUGUACCUGCCACAGGAGCAGCUCACUCACUGGACGGUUGGUACCAUAGAGGAUCACCUCCGUCCUUACAUGCCAGAGUAAGGUGCUGGCCAGCAAAAUGGGGAAGAUCACAGAAUGCAGCAGUGGAUUUUCACGUUCCUCACCACUUUAUUCUUUCAGAAUUUAGAAGAAAAUGGACUCAUGUUCAGAACACUAUACAUUGUGAAACUUGAUCAUCCUGGAUUUUUUUUUUUGUCAUUUGUAUCUCAGAACUUUACAAUUUUUUUUAGAUGUUUUCUGCAUGGACCUUGUGAAAGAGAGGAUGCUCUGCACGCUUCUGCACUGCAUCAGCAUCUUACUAAAAUGUGAAAUGAAGGGACUGUACACUGAAACAAAUGCAUCCGAAAGCACAAGGUGAUCAUUUGUGGUGGUGUUCCCAUUUGUGCUGGUCAUUCCCCUUAACAUCUAUAAUGUUAACCAUCAGUAUUUGGAGGGUGAGAAGUGAAUGUAACGGGUAUAUGAUUGUAUCAAAGAGCACUAUCAUUCAUUUUAAUGAACAGAGAAGUGGCUAUUACAAUAGGAAGUAAGUGCGGGAAAGAAAUCUUUCGUUUAGAAAAAGCAUCUCAUUUAAUGUGUAGGCAUUUUUUGCCUCUUUUAUUUUGCUGGGCCACGUCUGAGUUUACUGGCACUUUCAUGUUGGAUCUCUUUCCCCAAGUUGCUGUGUAACUGUACGAAAGUAUUCUUUUGAGUUGGAUACAUUUAUGCAGAUGAGGCAGACCUGGAGUCUGAAGUUGCUGAAGCAGCUAGAAAUAAAGUAAAAUAAUAGCUGCAGAAACAAUGUUAGUAGAGGAUUAUUUUUUCUUGAGAGUUGAGACUUGUAAACUUGCAGGUGAACUGUGCAGGAAAUACUGGUUUCUAAAACAUUUGUUAUGGAAAACCCAUGGAGGUUUUUUUUCUUUUGGAAUAGACUUUAUAAAACAAUGUAAAAUAGUGUUUGGAGUGUCAAAAGUUGGUUCUGACAGAACAUUUUAAGAUUGUGCAAUGAUGAAAGGAAGACUACUGUAUAGUUUUGUUGACAAAGAAGGCUCUGCUUAAGGGUUGAGUACUUUACUGGAGUAAAACUGCAUAAGCCUGCUCCCUUUGGAUAAAACUAGUGCUUACCUGUUUAAAACUUGUAUUUAGCUUUUGUUUGGAAUUGGAAAAAAUUGGAACUUAAAUAAAUUAGGUGAAAGAUGA